UGGCGGGGCAGUCGGCGCACUCGCGGCACUCCACAAAAUUGAAUUUGUGUGCGAAAAUCAGAGGCAGAAAGCUCGGACGUCCCGCGACUUUGGCUGGCCUGGUUGAAUUAGAAGAAAAAUAUAUUCACCCUCCACGCCGUCUUCCUGACACCUCCUCAGUCCUCACACCGCAAGGCCAGAGAUCAGUCAAGAUGGCGCCCGCUAACCUCCCCUCCAUCUUCAAUGCCACGAGCACCGAUAUUGAGCAGCUCCUUGCUGCUCAGUGCCACAUCGGCUCCAAGAACCUCGGUGUUCACAUGCAGCCUUACCUCUGGAAGACUCGCGCCGACGGUGUCAACAUCUUGAACGUUGGCAAGACCUGGGAGAAGAUCGUCCUUGCUGCCCGCAUCAUCGCCGCCAUCGACAACCCGGCCGAUAUCUGCGUUAUCUCUGCCCGUCCCUACGGUCAGCGUGCCGUCCUGAAGUUCGCCGCCCACACCGGUGCUCAGGCCAUCGCCGGUCGCUUCACCCCCGGUUCUUUCACCAACUACAUCACCCGCUCUUUCAAGGAGCCCCGCCUCAUCAUCGUCACCGACCCCCGCACUGAUGCCCAGGCCAUCAAGGAGGCUUCCUACGUCAACAUCCCCGUCAUUGCCCUCUGCGAUGCCGACUCGCCCACCGAGUACGUCGAUGUUGCCAUCCCCACCAACAACAAGGGUCGCCACGCCAUCGGCUGCGUCUGGUGGAUGCUUGCCCGUGAGGUCCUCCGCCUCCGCGGUACCAUCUACAACCGCGAGACCCCCUGGGACGUCAUGGUCGAUCUUUACUUCUACCGCGACCCCGAGGCUGAGGCCGAGGAGAAGGUUGAGGAGGAGAAGCUCCCUGGCGUUGAGGAGGAGGGUGUUGCCGCCAUUGAGUCCGGCUUCCCCGCCACUGGUGACUGGGAGGCUGCCCCCGCUGGCUUCCCCGCCACCGGUGAGUGGUCCGAUGCCGCUCCCGGUGCCGCUGCCCCCAACUGGGACGCUACUGCCCCUGCCACCACUGCUGACUGGGCCGCCACCGAGGCCAAGGAGUCCAGCUGGUAAACAGUUGUAAUCGAAAAAACACAUUCGGUUUCUGGGUCAAAAAUGGCGUAAUGGAGGCGUGAUGGAGACUGGACUUGUGGCUUGAACCUCGCCCACCGAUUUCCAACACGAAUUGAUCAUGAAUACCCCCAACAAUGGAAUCUGGCUCUGGCUUCUUGCAAACCGCUUAUCCCCUGGCAAUGGGUCAAACUUGACCGCACUAAUGAGGGAAAGAUACUCGAUCUGGCGCCAUCUACUCUUGUAUAUGCUGUCUGGAAAGAGGGAAUGCCCUGUGGGGUCAAAAGGGGUGGACUUAAUCGUUAUCCCGCCCUUGCCAUGUGGUGCGAUUUGUGAAGUUUGGGGAUCUUGAAACAGAUGAGAUUUGCUCCGAAUGGAUACGUCCUGACCCUACUGUGUGCUUCCCUCUUGUGAUAUGAUGACUUGGCCAUAUUCCAGAUCGUUUGACUGACCCAGAUUAUGUAAUCAUGACCCUACAAGAUUGGCGAAAGUAAACAAAGCAUUCAGGGGCUGUGAUCUUCGAACCGGCAAUGGCUAACGCCUCUGUCUCUGGCAUUUGUGAAGUGUAUAGCCUGACAUUUGAAUACUUUCCACGUACAGAUGUUUGGCCCUGCGAAUCUGCCCCGGGGAGUGACAAUACUGACGGCUAUGGCCGAAAUAUCCAGGCGAAGAAUCCAAGAGAGCUGGCAGGAUGAAUGAAUCAAGGUGAUACUCAAUCAUCCACUUGAGCAACAUCUCGAAUCCACCUACUUUCCACCUUAUGUUCCAUUACUGACAGCGAGAUUUACGGACUAUGGAAGCCUUUCUGAAUAUGUCAACCAAAUGAAUCACUGA
Molecule: messenger RNA, 1895 nt
Organism: Neurospora crassa OR74A
Lineage: Eukaryota; Fungi; Ascomycota; Sordariomycetes; Sordariales; Sordariaceae
Gene: rap-1
Product: 40S ribosomal protein S0
Exons: 6
Coding region: 192-1064 (290 amino acids)
Biological process (GO): ribosomal small subunit assembly; cytoplasmic translation
Cellular component (GO): ribosome; 90S preribosome; cytosolic small ribosomal subunit
Molecular function (GO): structural constituent of ribosome
Source: RefSeq, a predicted model, not a curated record